ACAGGAGAAAGUACUUCCAAAUUACUUGAAAUUGAAUAAUUGGGACAAAAAAAAUGCACACAAUUAAAAUAUUUCUUUUUAUUAUUCCUCUAGUAAUUUCUUCCAAAAUUGAUACAGACAAUUCAUCAUUUGAUUCUGUAUCUUUAGAGCCAAAAUCAAGAUUUGCUAUGUUAGAUGAUGUCAAAAUUUUAGCCAAUGGCCUCCUUCAGCUGGGACAUGGACUUAAAGAUUUUGUCCAUAAGACAAAGGGCCAAAUUAAUGACAUAUUUCAGAAACUCGACAUAUUUGAUCAAUCUUUUUAUGACCUAUCACUUCAAACCAAUGAAAUCAAAGAAGAGGAAAAGGAACUAAGAAGAACUACAUCCAAACUACGAGUCAGAAAUGAGGAGGUAAAGAAUAUGUCACUGGAACUCAACACAAAACUUGAGACCCUACUAGAAGAGAAAAUGGCACUUCAACAGAAAGUCGGUGCACUAGAGGAGCAGCUAACGAAUCUAAUGCAAAGCCAACCUGGGGCUCAGGAGCACCCUGAGGUGACAUCGCUUAAAAGUUUUGUAGAACAGCAAGAUAACAGCAUCAAAGACCUCCUCCAGACUGUGGAAGAACAAUAUAAACAACUAAGUCAACAGCACAAUCAGAUAAAAGAAAUAGAAAACCAGCUCAGAAAGACUGGUAUUCAAGAACACACAGAAAAUUCCCUGUCUUCUAAAUCAAGAGCACCAAGAACUACUCCCCCUCUUCAGCCGAAUGAAACAAAAACCAUACAACAAGAUGGCCUUCCUGCUGACUGCUCUGCCAUUUAUAACAGAGGGGAACACGCAAGCGGCGUGUAUGCCAUCAGACCAAGCAGCGCUCAAGUGUUUCAUGUGUACUGCGACACCCAAUCAGGUAGUCCAUGGACAUUAAUUCAACACCGAAAAGACGGGUCACAAAACUUCAACGAGACAUGGGAGAACUACAAAAACGGUUUUGGGAGGUUUGAUGGAGAAUUUUGGCUGGGCCUAGAGAAGAUCUAUGCCAUAGUGAACCAGUCUAACUACAUCCUACGACUCGAGCUACAAGACUGGAAAGAAAGCAAGCACUAUGUUGAAUAUUCCCUUCACCUGGGAAAUCACGAAACCAACUAUACGCUACAUCUGGCUGAGACUGCUGGCAAUGUUCCCGAGGGACUCCCAGGACACAGAGAUCUGAUGUUUUCUACAUGGGAUCACAGAGCAAAGGGACAGCUCUACUGUCCAGAAAGUUACUCAGGAGGCUGGUGGUGGCAUGACGUAUGUGGAGAAAACAACCUAAAUGGUAAAUAUCACAAACCCAGAGCCAAAUCCAAGCCAGACAGGAGAAGAGGGAUCUACUGGAGGCCUCAGAAUGGAAAAUUACACUCUAUCAAGUCAUCCAAAAUGAUGAUUCAGCCCACCAAUUUAGACAGCUUUAAAUGAACUGAGACAAAUUAAAAGGCCAAUAAAUUAAAUAUUAAAAUCCUCCCAGAUUACUCUAAUAUAAUAAUUUGUUAUUAAACCUUUAAUGGAAAGAUUUAUAAAUGAAUUUUCAAUUAGAUCACUGUUAAGAUUAGACACCAUCCCAACAACU
Molecule: messenger RNA, 1587 nt
Organism: Onychomys torridus (southern grasshopper mouse)
Lineage: Eukaryota; Metazoa; Chordata; Mammalia; Rodentia; Cricetidae
Gene: Angptl3
Product: angiopoietin like 3
Exons: 7
Coding region: 54-1436 (460 amino acids)
Biological process (GO): phospholipid homeostasis; triglyceride homeostasis; phospholipid catabolic process
Source: RefSeq, a predicted model, not a curated record